AUGAGCAAGCCAGAGUCGCCCGCCAGCCAUGAAGCAGGCCAGAAGUCGCCCGCCAGCAUGAGACAGCCAGAGUCGCCCGCGCAGCCAGGAUCGUUCACUCAUGAAACGCUGGGCCAUGGCAUGGUCAGUAGCAUCCUGGAGUGGAACAGCCUAAAGAUUGGUGUCAUGGGCCUGGUAGAGGAGGACUGGCUGGAUACCCUGGGCACUGUGGACAAGAACAACAUCCACUACACAGACUAUGUGGAGACAGCUGAUCGCCUUUCUGCUGAGCUGAGGGACAAAGGGGCUGACCUGGUCAUCGCAGUCACACACAUGAGGUGGCGUAAUGACAUCAGGCUAGCAUCCGAGUCCAACGGUGUGGAUCUCAUCCUGGGAGGACAUGACCAUGAGUAUGGGGUUCUGGAGGUCAAUGGGAUUCUGAUCGUAAAGAGUGGCUCAGAGUUCAGGUACCUGUCAAAGAUUGACGUUGUGAAGGACCAGGAUGGAACGUUCAAGUACACCUGUGAAAAGAGAGCUACAAUGAGAGACCUUGAGGAAGAUGCGGAAAUCAAACAGAUUGUGAAAGGAUACACUGACAAUAUGCAGCAUAUGCUUGGAGAGGUCCUGUGCCACACAGACGUGACCUUGGAUGGACGCUGCGCCACCGUGAGACGAGCAGAGUGCAACCUGGGUAAUCUGAUCACCAACGCCAUGCUGGAGGCCACUCAUGCUGAGGCGGCGAUUUUAAACUCAGGUACUCUGCGUUCUGACCGCUUGCACCCGGCGGGUCCCCUGACCAUGCAUGACCUGCUGCAGAUCCUGCCACUAAAGGACCCCGUGCUGGUGGUGGAGGCUACGGGGCAGCAGCUCUACGAAGGCCUGGAGAACGGGGUCAGCAUCUACCCUGAUUUAGAUGGAAGAUUUCCCCAGGUUUCAGGGAUCCAGUUUGGCUUUGAUCCCAAUGGAAAACCUGGCCACAGAGUCAUCGCUAAGACAGUGAAGGUUCAAGGCAAGAGUCUAGAUAGAGACAGAAAGUAUGCGGUGGCCAUGAAAGAAUUCUUAACUAAGGGCAAAGAUGGCUACACUAUGUUCAGUAGCUGUCCUCAUAGGCACGACAUAGAGAAUGCUCAGAUCCUGUCGACCAUCCUCAUCAACCACUUUGAGUCUGGCCAGAUCGUCAGAGGCACGAAGAGGUGCAUGUCUGGCCACAGGAUGGGCCUCAUCAAGCAGCAAACACUAUUACAGUUUAUCUCUAGCUAUUUGAAGCUAAAGGAGAACCCCAUCGUGUUUGUGAGAGUAGAGCUAAAUGGAGAACCCAUCGUGUUUGUGAGAGUAGAGCUAAACGGAGAACCCAUCGUGUUUGUGAGAGUAGAGCUAAACGGAGAACCCCAUCGUGUUUGUGAGAACUCUUCACCCUGUUCUUCUCUCCUAUCCAUCGCUGCUGGAGCAGGGGACAAGCCCAACGGUCCCCCCGCCAAGUUCCCUUUCCUCCAUUGA
This is a messenger RNA of Salvelinus sp. IW2-2015, 1476 nucleotides long. The record is from RefSeq and is a predicted model, not a curated record. Lineage: Eukaryota; Metazoa; Chordata; Actinopteri; Salmoniformes; Salmonidae.